Odocoileus virginianus texanus is the source of this 844-nucleotide messenger RNA. The record is from RefSeq and is a predicted model, not a curated record. Lineage: Eukaryota; Metazoa; Chordata; Mammalia; Artiodactyla; Cervidae.
GAAGCGAGAUUAUGAAGGCUAUUUAUGUUCGCUGUUACUCCCUGCCGAAUCCAGAAGCUCUGCUUUUGCACUGAGAGCCUUCAAUGUGGAACUGGCUCAGAUUAAGGACUCUGUCUCUGAGAAAACAAUUGGACUGAUGCGAAUGCAGUUUUGGAAGAAAACUGUGGAUGAUAUAUACGGUGACAAUCCACCACAUCAGCCUGUGGCCAUUGAACUAUGGAAGGCUGUCAGAAAACAUAAUCUGACUGAAAGAUGGCUUGUGAAAACCUCUGAUGAAAGAGAAAAGAAUUUGGAUGACAAAGUAUAUCAUAACAUCCAGGAACUACGAAAUUAUGCUAAAAACACUCAGAGCUCUCUUCUUUAUCUAACACUAGAAAUAUUGGGUAUAAAGGAUCUUCAUACAGAUCAUGCCACAAAUCACAUUGGAAAAACACAAGGCAUUGUCACUUGCUUGAGAGCAACACCCUGUCAUGGUAACAGAAGAAAGCUGUUCCUUCCCAUGGGUAUUUGUAUGCUGCAUGGUGUUUCACAAGAGGAUUUUCUACAAAAGAGCCAAAAUGAAAAUGUGAGAGAUGUGGUGUAUGAUAUUGCCAGCCAGGCACACUUGCACCUAAAGCAUGCUAGGUCCUUCCACGAAAGUGUUCCUGUGAAAGCAUUUCCUGCUUUUGCGCAGACGGUUGCUCUGGAGGACUAUUUAAAGAAAAUCCGACAAGUAGAUUUUGAUCUAUUCCACCCAUCUUUACAGCAGAAGAAUAUUUUACUUCCAUUAUCUUUGUAUGUUCAGUCAUGGAGAAAAAGAUAUUUUAAAAAAGCAAAAAAAGGGAUAUGGAUGGCAAUUAGUUAA